GUUCCACACAAAAAUCCUUCAUUCCUCAUUGCUAUUAAAAAACAAAUAUAUAUAAAACGAAGACUCUCCAUCUCUCUCUCUCUCCCUAUCAAAGCUCUUGCGUAAAUUUGUGUAGAAAUGGAAGAGUUCAAUGGUGGGUAUGGGGACAGUUUCUGUUCACCUCCUCAUCAACAGGAAAUGCCGACGGGGAAGAAGUACGGAGGGUUGGUGCCAAGGAAGAAGCCCUUGAUUUCAAAGGAUAACGAAAGAGCAUUUUUUGAUUCAGCGGACUGGGCCCUAUGCAAGCAAGGGGCUCCCGGAGGUUACCAAAAAACAAUGGCAAUGGUUGAGACUCUCCGACCCAAACUACAGAGAACCCAACGACAACAACUUCCCCCACGUCGACCGGCUUGCACUUCUAGACAAGACAAUCUUGUACCGGUAAAUAAAUACUAUUUUAUUUACUGACUAGUUACAAACAUAAUAAAUAAAUAAAAGUAUAGCAAAAUAUCAUAGUCUAUUAACAACGAAAUGUAAUAAAUCAAGCUAUCAAUGUCUAUAUCUAUCAUGAACAUAAAUAGUUAAUCUACCGUGGUCUAUCACAUAUAAACUGUGAUAUGUUACUAAUUCAUUUUGUCGCAAUUUUGUUAGUAUACCAGAUUUAUAAAAAAUAAAAUAAAAAGAGAAACACAUUGAAAUUUUGUAAAGUUUUGAAGUAUAUGAUAUACCAAUUGUGUUUGGAAUUAGGGUAUCAAUAAUACCAUUCAACAUAAAUUGUACUUAAUCGGUUCUACUUUUCGUUGA
Cucumis sativus (cucumber) is the source of this 783-nucleotide messenger RNA. RefSeq lists its product as hypothetical. The coding region runs from base 118 to 447 and encodes 109 amino acids. The transcript is spliced from 5 exons. The record is from RefSeq and is a predicted model, not a curated record. Lineage: Eukaryota; Viridiplantae; Streptophyta; Magnoliopsida; Cucurbitales; Cucurbitaceae.